AUGGCAGAUGAAGAUCAUUCUGAUACCCAACAGUUUGUUUCAGACAACCAUGAAAACCCAAGUAAGUUUAACUUUGGUUUCAUCUAUAAAGCUAUUAUAGUUUCCAUUGUUUUAGUCCUUCUUCCGCUUUUCCCAUCUCAGGCUCCUGAAUUUGUUAACCAAGCAAUACCAGAUAGAAGUUGGGAACUUGUUCAUCUUUUAUUUGUUGGUAUUGCAGUUUCUUAUGGUUUGUUUAGUAGAAGAAAUGUAGAUAAUGUUAAUGAAACCACCAGAGGAGUUGAAAACACUCAAGCUUAUAUGUCUAGAAUGCUUUCAGUUUCUUCAGUUUUUGAUGAUGAUUUUCAAAACCCUUCUCGGUCUAGUGAUGAUAACAACAAUCAUCUUGUGCAAACAUGGAAUUCUAGAUAUUUACGUGGUGAAUCAAAUGUUAAUUUAGUUGCACAAGCAGAUAACUCUGGUUUUGAUGAACAGAUUAAUCAUAGACGUAAUGUUAGUGUUCAACCUUUACUUUUACCUGUUAGAAGUUUAAGAUCUCAAAUGCCAGACUCACAUUUUAUCGAAAACCAGGAGGAAUAUAUUGAUGAAUCUGUUGAUAGAAAUGUUGUUAAUGGGGAGGUUGAUGAGUUGGGUCCUUCAGAUUUAGAUGAAAAGAAUGUGAAUGGUCAUUUUGUGCUUCCUUCUCCGAAACCAUGGAGGUCGAGAUCAGGGAGAAUGGUUAUGAAUGAACAAGUUAAUGCUUACCCUCCUUCAGUUGAAGACUCUGAACUCAAUCAGCAUAACUAUGAAUCAGUUCGAACACCAAUUUAUUUUCCACGGCCUAAUCAGACAACUCCUUCAAUGAAAUUCGGUUCUGUUUUACCUUCCAUUUCACCAAAGCUUCGAUCCGAAAACUUUCAAGUGACUGAGAAUUUCAACAUUCCCAAGUCUUCUUCUCUUCCAAUUCAGUCGCAGUCACUCUAUAAUAAUACUACUACUCAAAAUUCUUCAUUGGUUACAUCAAAUUCAGUCAUUCCCAAGUCUUCUUCACUUCCAAUUCAGUCACAGUCUAAUGCUACUCAAAAGUCUUCACUGGUUACAUCAAAUUCUAGUCCAAUGAUGGAAGAAUUUUUAUUAGAAAGAGAAACAAAGAGAAGUUCCAAAGACCAAAAGGACUUACGGAGGAGGAGUAGAGAGAAUUUGGACCUGCAAUUUCCAAAGCCAGAAACGAUUCAGCAAUCCUUGUCUAUUGUAUCACAUUCGGAUGCUACUACAAAUGGGUUUGCAGUAGAUAAGGAUAUCAAAAGGAGUCGGCAGAAGGAGUUGAGAAGGAGAAGUAGAGAAGAACUAGGAUUGGAUUUUCUGAAACCUGAGGCAAAGUCAAGUGAAAAUUCUUCGUCGAUUACAUUGGAUACUAGUGCAGCUGGAAAUGGGUAUUCGCUUGAUGAGAAGGACAUGGUUAGGGAUGAGGAGAACUUUGGCAGCCGGAGUAGUACCGACAAAGAGCUUGCGCUGAGCUCUUCAAAAUCUAGAACCCGAGGUGGUGGUUCAUCGAAAGGAAAGUCUGUUAGGACAAUUCGAGCAAUUGAACAAGCUGCGGAGUCUAGGAGGGUUAGGGAAGUUAAUGGAGAUCAAUUGGAUGGAAAGAAUGGCAUAAGAGCAAAGGAAAUUGAAGCCGUUCCAGAUGAUAAAAUGAGAAAAAGAGGAGAGGGGGCAGAUUCUUUGCCAUUAGGCAAUGGAAAAUCAAGUUACGAAAGCUCUCAGCCUUCACCAACAUUCUCCAGACAUCAGAAGAAGCAUAAGAAGAAAUUGUCGGAGAAAGUAAUUUUAGAGACAGAAGAGUACUCGGGUAGUGAACUUGACGAAAGACAGGGUGGUGUAGAUACUGUUUCAGACAACAUUAGUCAUUCUAAUUCAGGUUCGAAUGAGGUUGAUAAGAAAGCGGAUGAGUUUAUAGCCAAGUUUAGAGAGCAAAUCAGGCUUCAAAAGGUUGAAACAACGAGAAGAUCAAAUGGGAAGCAGCAUACAAGCACUAGAAUCUUAUCUAGGUAA
Messenger RNA from Papaver somniferum (opium poppy), 2028 nucleotides. RefSeq names its product micronuclear linker histone polyprotein-like. The transcript has a single exon. NCBI's taxonomy places the organism in Eukaryota, Viridiplantae, Streptophyta, Magnoliopsida, Ranunculales, Papaveraceae. The record is from RefSeq and is a predicted model, not a curated record. Bases 1 to 2028 code for a protein of 675 amino acids.